UAGCCGAGUUAGAACGGUUGAACCCACGGGUUUACCGGUUAGGCCAAUUGAAUUGCUUCCGGGGCCAUGUCCGGUUGACGCUUUUCGAUUUGAUCUUUCGGACACUGCCCUCUGCAAAACACGCCAGAUUUGAUCUUUCCUACUGCUCUCUGCAAAACACGCACGCGAACGUAGAGAAGGCGAAAAGAUGGCGAGGCCCAAGAUUGUGUUGUUUGGGGAUUCUAUAACCCAGCGAUCUUUCGAACCAGGAGGUUGGGGCGCCGCUCUUACCAACACUUUCUCCCGCAAGGCUGAUGUGAUUGUACGUGGAUAUGGUGGAUAUAACACCAAAUUGGCUCUGUUUCUUCUCGAUGAGACAUUCCCCACUAACUGCACCAAGCCACCUGUAGCUGUGACGGUUUUCUUUGGAGCAAAUGAUGCUGCCCUUCUAGGAAGGAACAAUGAACAACAACAUGUGCCUAUUGCACAGUACAAGGAAAAUCUUUUGAAGAUAGUUUACCACAUAAAGGAAUCCAUUCCCGCAGUCUUAGUGGUGCUGAUAACUCCUCCCCCAGUUGAUGAGGUUGGGCGAAUCGAAUAUGCACGAUCGUUAUAUGGAGAGAAUGCCAAGCCACCUGAGAGGACUAAUGAGAUGGCAGGCAUGUAUGCUAAGACGUGCAUGGAAGUUGCUGCUGAGCUAAAUGUGCCUUCCAUCAAUCUAUGGUCCAAGAUGCAAGAAACACCAGACUGGCAAAAGUAUUUGUGUGAUGGGUUGCACCUUACUGAAGAAGGCAAUGCAGUUGUUCACGGAGAGGUUGUAAAGGUGUUAGCAUCAGGCGGUCUGCAUGCACCUGGAAUGCCCUAUGAUUUCCCACAUCAUUCUCAAAUUGAUUUUGAGAAGCCUGAGGAGGCUUUUAAGAAGCAGCGGUGAACGUAAGGUUCCCAUGUCCAUUUUAGUAUUAUUUUUCUUUUGUGGAGCUUUUGUUUAUUGGUUUUCAUCUAGAUUGAGGCUGUGUGCUUCUUCAUAUUCAUGACCAAUUCCAAUUUGGAGGUAAAAGGCCAAAAACAAAUUAUUCUAUUUUAUUUUUUAUUUUUUGUUUUUGAGCUAAAAUUUGAUUAUGGGAGCGGUUCAUUUGAAUGCUGCCCUUAUCCCUUUGUUUAUUAUGGUUCUACAGGCUUUAAGCUUUAUUUAUUUUAGAAA
This is a messenger RNA of Amborella trichopoda, 1180 nucleotides long. Its product is annotated as SGNH hydrolase-type esterase superfamily protein. NCBI's taxonomy places the organism in Eukaryota, Viridiplantae, Streptophyta, Magnoliopsida, Amborellales, Amborellaceae. The record is from RefSeq and is a predicted model, not a curated record. Gene Ontology annotation, molecular function: hydrolase activity, acting on ester bonds.